Messenger RNA from Aspergillus alliaceus, 948 nucleotides. Its product is annotated as TauD/TfdA dioxygenase family protein. Gene Ontology annotation, molecular function: 2-oxoglutarate-dependent dioxygenase activity. NCBI's taxonomy places the organism in Eukaryota, Fungi, Ascomycota, Eurotiomycetes, Eurotiales, Aspergillaceae. The transcript has 4 exons. The coding region runs from base 1 to 948 and encodes 315 amino acids. Gene Ontology annotation, cellular component: cytoplasm. The record is from RefSeq and is a predicted model, not a curated record.
AUGUCCGACAAUGCAUCCGCACCCCUCUACCCAGCUUACCUCCCUGUCCGCCCGGAGGGCUUCACUCCAACCCUGAACAUCCCACUUCAAGAUGUUCCUGAGGCAGGCUGUCGCGCAGAUUCAUCCCUACCAGAAAUUCGAACCCAUGAUAGUCAACUUGGGAAUAUAACUCCACGGAUCGGAACGGAGAUCAGAGGCGUACAAUUAAGUCAAUUGAGCGCCGCAGGUUUGGAUCAAGUAGCCUUGCUGGCUGCACAGAGGGGUGUUCUUGUGUUUAGGGGUCAAGAUUUUGCCGACAUUGGAACAGCCCGACAACGAGAUAUCGCAGCUCAUUAUGGACAACUCCAUCAGCAUCCCACCAUGGGAUAUCCACAAGGCACAAGUCCUGAAUUCCAAGUGGUAUACGCAGACGAAAAAGUAGGAAACCUUCGAACUUUACUUGGAGCCCACACAAGUUACGACCUUUGGCACGUUGACCAGACAUUCACGCCCAAUACUCCCGGAGUAACAUUCUUCUGGGUCCUCGAGACACCGGCCUCCGGCGGCGGGGACACAGCAUUCACCUCACUGACAGCCGCAUAUCAAGCCCUCUCACCCACGUUUCGUGAGGGCUUACAUCGCCUAAAGCUCCUACACACCAGUGCCAGUGUAGGAGAGGUCGCCCGUGUUGGGCAGGAAAGAGCUCUCAAAGAGGCAGUCCAGACAGAACAUCCGCUUGUAAUUGACCACCCUGUCACUCACGAGCCUGUACUAUUCGUGAAUCCGACCAUUGCAAGACAGGUGGUUGGCUAUAAACCCGAAGAGUCGGACAAUCUACUAUCGUUCUUGCAUAAUCAUAUCCGGUCGUUGGAUUUCAGCUGUCGCGUAUCGUGGGAAAAAGGGACUGUGGUAGUAUGGGAUCAAGUAUGUACCGUAGCCUCGUGCGCUUUGGAAGAAGACCUAUACUGA